Molecule: messenger RNA, 1026 nt
Organism: Monosiga brevicollis MX1
Lineage: Eukaryota; Choanoflagellata; Craspedida; Salpingoecidae
Exons: 1
Coding region: 1-1026 (341 amino acids)
Source: RefSeq, a predicted model, not a curated record
AUGCAGCGAGCCCUCGCCCAUGUCGGCAUCACCUUUGCCUCCCUCGCCCCGGACCCAGAGCUCAUCGAAGCCCUGGCCCGUCCUGACGUGAGCAAAGUCGUGACCGACAUGGUAGUCUACGCCGCACGCCGCCAUCUCCGCCUGGGGGCUGCCCGAUCCGCCGUGACAAGGGCCGCCGCCCACGAGCAGCCCGGACCCGAGGACCUGACCCCGACCACAGAACAGCAUGAACACUUUCUGCCUCCCAAGCGCGUCAAGCGCGUCUUAGACCUCGCCCCCACCCUCGCCGAACACAGCGUUCACUCCGAAUCAGCCGCCUCAGUCACCAUGACCACGGACAAUGUCCAACAAGACGAAGCGGGUCGCGGCCCGGCGGCGAAUGCGGAGGAAGAUGCCGGCGCCUGCUCCCCCAUUACCCCGCCCGCAAGCACCACCACUGCUGCCACUCGCGUGGAUGCUUCGCGCAACCGGCCGGCCCUGAACCUCCACGUGCCUGCUCAGCCCAACCCUCCGCGCAAUGCUGUCCCGCCAACGCCCGCCUGCUCUUUGUUCGUCGACACCAGGGCUUGCUUGGCCUCUGCCCCGACCCCAGAGGCCGGGGUCACCCAGGCCUGCGAGCAGCUUGCCGAAGCCCUCGCCCGGAAUACCCUUGCCGUGCUUGAAACUAAUCUGCAAGCCGGUCAAGUUGGUCUCGAGCAGCUGCGCGAAACUGCUCGCUUCACCAUCAUGCUCCUCGGCCAGAAUUUGAACAAACUCUGCGCCGACACCCUCGCGCGGGCCCACGCCGCGUCGUCCGAGACGGCCCAGGCGUACACCAACUUGGCCCACGCCCUUCCCACCCAAAAGGCCCGCCUUCUUCGCAACGCCCUCAAGUGCAUGCAGACUCAGCUUGCUGCCUCGCACCCCUCCCUCUCUGCCGCACAUCGAGCUGCCUUUUGUAACCUUGUCAAGGUCUUCCGUCCGGCCUUUGUCCGUGCCGAUGGCUCUGAAACAGCCGAGGCACUGGCCGUGUCAGCCGAUUUGUAG